Messenger RNA from Bradysia coprophila, 3358 nucleotides. It is a transcript of the gene Vha16-1, whose product is annotated as Vacuolar H[+] ATPase 16kD subunit 1. Gene Ontology annotation, cellular component: proton-transporting V-type ATPase, V0 domain. Gene Ontology annotation, molecular function: proton-transporting ATPase activity, rotational mechanism. The record is from RefSeq and is a predicted model, not a curated record. NCBI's taxonomy places the organism in Eukaryota, Metazoa, Arthropoda, Insecta, Diptera, Sciaridae. Gene Ontology annotation, biological process: proton transmembrane transport.
AGUCAGCCAGAGCGUUUUUUGACAGUGGAGUUCGAUUUUAGUUUAGUGCAGUGAGUGCGUGGAUAUAGUUCUGUUUUCAGAUAUCAUUUCUGAACCUGUAAAUACUCCUUUUUAAAACAGACAAAAAGAAGAACAAAUAAUACAAUCAAAAUGGCAGAUGCAGAACAUCCAAUCUACGGACCAUUCUUCGGAGUUAUGGGAGCAGCCUCGGCUAUCAUUUUCAGCGCCCUCGGAGCUGCCUAUGGAACAGCCAAGUCAGGCACUGGAAUUGCUGCUAUGUCAGUGAUGCGACCGGAAUUGAUCAUGAAAUCCAUCAUUCCAGUCGUCAUGGCGGGUAUCAUUGCCAUUUACGGUUUGGUCGUUGCUGUACUCAUCGCUGGUGCUUUAGAUGAGCCAAAGAACUAUCCAUUGUACAAAGGUUUCAUCCAUCUCGGAGCUGGUUUGGCAGUCGGUUUCUCUGGUUUGGCGGCCGGUUUCGCCAUCGGUAUCGUUGGUGACGCCGGUGUCCGUGGUACGGCCCAGCAGCCACGUCUGUUCGUCGGUAUGAUUUUGAUCCUUAUUUUCGCUGAAGUAUUGGGUCUGUACGGUCUUAUCGUCGCCAUCUAUCUCUACACUAAAUAAACGAACACCAAAAAAGAAGAGAGAGAGAGGAGAGGAAAAAAAAACAUUUUACCAUCGCAUCAUCCCCAACAUCUAUUUUCGUGUACAAGUUUUUUUUUGGUUAACUUAAACCACACCACUAUACCAUCUAACUAUCUAAUAUAUAUACAACAAGCAUAAUUUUUGUGGAUCCCAAGCAACAAAGAAUUAAGAGCGGGAAAUUGUUAAUUAAUUUUGAAAACUAAGAGUAACUACUACAGUGAUGGGACAAAGGACAUUCUGUUUAAUUGGAUCCAUCGUUGUCUAAUCGUAAAGAAAAGUGAAAUAGAAAAAAGUCAAAAAGUCAAUCAGAGAAUCAUGUUUUUAUGUUAAUUAAUAAGAUCUAUGUAUGAAUGUGUAUAUAUUAAUCUUCCAUCAUGUCGCCAUAUUGUCGAUGUGAAAAACAAAACAAAAAUUCUUUUUUUUUAUUUAUAAUUUUGUGACAAACCACACACACAAAUAUACCCGGCAGCCCAUAUGUCUCAUCGCAAUGGAAGGGUUUUUUUUAAAGAAAAAGAAGAAGAAAAAACAUUUUUUGUUUCGACAAAUUUUUUGCGUUUUCAUUUCCGUAUUUUGUUGUUGUUUUUGUGUUUAAACAAAUUAAAAAUUCUUUGUAGCAUUAACACCUCAGUGAAGAAGAUUGUCCUUCCACACUUAAUUUGCUUGUUGAAAGAUUUAUGUGACUGAAAAAGAAUUACCCGUACGCCAAUCCACUCAUUUAAAAAUAUCAACCAACACACACACACACACACACAACAAAUCAACCACUUAGUUAACUCUGCGUCAACAAUAAACAUUAUCGAUAAAAGAAACGAAGAAAACAAACCAGAAAUCAGUUUAAAAAAAUUGAACAAAAACAGUAACACACGUACAAUAUUACAUUCAUAAUGGUCUCACACCGAAUCGGUACAAUUCAUUUGAAUCACAAACCGAUGAACUGUUCUGCUUACCAUUCAUGAUGACAAUUAUUUCUUUAGUUCAUUUUUUUUUCUCGAACACAAAAUGAAUUCGUUUUCUCGAUUAAAACAUUUCGCUAUCCGGAUCACACGCAAUGGAGCAAUUUAAAUCGUCGGGAAACAAUUUUCGAAUCGUUUCGAUGCGGUCGAGAUGCUGGAUCGCGGAGAUGCGGUUCCCACGUUUCGUAACGGUUUUAUAUUAUUUUGUUGGUAACGUUGCGAUCCAAUAGAUAAAUGAAUUUUUUUCUGUUCCCCCCAAGUGUUUGAGUCAUCCGAUUUCGUUUUCCCUCCCAUUUAAUUUUCGUUUCGUCCCCUUUUUCGGAUGAUUUCUGGACUUAAUAAUAACAUCUCCCCCGAAAAGUAUAAUGAACAUUUUUUAGAUAGUUGAGCUCGUUUUUGAGUGCAAUUGAAUUAUUUUAGACAGAGAUGCAAGUUUAAAACGAAAAGAAAAUGAUCACUACGACGUGCUAAAUUUAGAAGACAAAAGUAAAAAAAAAGAAACAAAAUUGUGAGAUUGAUUUUGAAUUCCUUUUUUUGAUUUCUUAAUCUCUUAACGGAAAUUGUAUCCACUGACGGACAAUAACAAAAAAAAGACAGAGAAAUGAGAGAGAGAGAAAAGCCAUGAAAAAUUGUUAUGAUUUUUUCAUCCGAAGGAGAAAAAAGUAAAAUUAAAAAUCAAAUCUUCAUAAGCGCAUAUCCUGUUUUGCUUUUAAAUAAAACAAAAAAAAACUUAUUGUUGUUGAACAUUUCUUAAUUUUUUUCCCACAAUGAAUCCCAACCAACCCACACUCACACCAAAUGUGCGUGCCGGGCCAAGCCGUUUCAUUGUGGAAUCCGUUUUUAAUAAUUUUUUUUUGUUUGUUUCCAAUUUUAGUUUUGAUUUUUCGUGAUUAUUUGUAUGAUUUGUUAAUUUUAGUUUAAUUUUCUUUAGACAUUAAGGUACGAAUUAACUUAAUUCAAAUUUGUCUGUACAGUUUUUAGCGGUAGAAACGGAAAAGUUUAUAUUUAACAAACAAACUAAAAAAAAUUUACAGAAAAAAAAUCAUUUUUUUUGGAAGAUUUUUUUUGCGUUGUUGCAAAACAAUUUGAUGAAAAUGGUGAGAGAGAUAGAGAUGAAGAUACGUUCCACAGACUAGUUCCACCGGGACGUUUUCUUUUCUUUUCUCUAGAGAUUGAAAGAUACGUUCCACAGACUAGUUCCAUCGGGACGUUUUCAGUCUUCUCUUGACAAAAAACACAAAAAUCUUUUCAGUUUUUUGUGCUCUAUCCAUUUUUAUUCUAUCGUUUCGCUUCAACAAAGAAUCAUUGUACGAAUAUUUGUUUCAAAAAAAAGAAACAAAACAUAACCUCAAUCUUCAACCAUCCGAAUGAUUUUUCAACAAAAAAAAACGUUUCUUUGGGUCAUUUCAAAUUUUUCGUUUUAAUUUGACAUAAAAGGCUUUGCAUUUGCAUCUCAUGUAUACCGAAAAUGACAUCUUGUUCGUAUGUAUAUGAGAGAUGAGCUUUCCAAUCAGGCUUUUGAAUCAGAAAAAAAAGAGUAGCAGCAGCAGUAACAUCAGCGCGCAACAUAUUUGCAAUUCAAUCCUUGUAAAUAUUCAGCAAAAAAAAAUGUUUUUUUGUUGUUUUUAGUCAAUCCUCAUGGACAUAAAAAAUCUUAAUUUUUUUUGGUGACAAAUAAACAUAAUGUAAGCCGCAGUGUAAUUAAAAACAACAAAUUAUAUAAUUAAUUAAGAUCAAAGACCAUUUUAAAAGUAAAACAACAA